GGCGUGGGGGCGGGGUCGCUGGCUGGGGCUCUUCGAGCACACAGUCAGGCUCCGUCUUGUUGUUGUUAUCCUCGCUGUCGCUGCCUCAGGCCCACAGAGCUCCGCGCUCGCCACAGAAAGCUUCUCUCCCCCCCCUCGGCCCCUCCUGUUGCCAUGUCCUCCCCUCAGGACUCACCUCACCACAACAAUAACAACAACCUGCCGCCUGAGGGGACGCCUGCCGAGCCGGGCCUUAACAGCUCCUGGGUAGAGCUGCAGAUGAAUGGAAAUGGCAACGACAAUGGCAAUGCAAAAAAUGGGGGCCUGGAACACGUUCCUUCUUCAUCUUCCAUUCAUAAUGGAGACAUGGAAAAGAUACUUCUGGAUGCUCAGCAUGAAUCUGGGCAGAGCAGUUCAAGGGGUAGUUCUCACUGCGACAGCCCUUCUCCUCAAGAAGAUGGACAGAUAAUGUUUGAUGUGGAAAUGCAUACAAGUAAAGAUAAUAGUUCUCAGUCUGAAGAAGAAGCUGGAGAAGCAGAGAAGGAGGUGGAAGUUUUGAAGAAAAGUGCUGACUGGGUGUCCGACUGGUCAAGUCGACCUGAAAACAUUCCUCCCAAGGAGUUCCACUUCAGACAUCCUAAACGAGCAGUAUCUUUAAGUAUGAGGAAGAGUGGAGCCAUGAAGAAAGGUGGCAUUUUUUCAUCUGAGUUUCUAAAAGUUUUCAUUCCAUCUUUGUUCAUAUCUCAUGUUUUGGCUUUGGGACUAGGCAUUUACAUUGGAAAACGACUGACUGCACCUUCAGCUAGCACAUAUUGAAAGAAGAAGUGCACAAACCCUGGAAAUCCUUGUGAUCUGUGAAGGUGUUAAUGUCACACUAGUACAUUUGAACUUGACAAUUUUAAGCAUGACCCUUCCCAGCCUCCACCUUGUCUUUACAUAUCCAGGUUCCAGUAACUCUUGGAAUUCAGUAUUGUUUUGGAACUCUGUGGGGGUAUUUUACUAGUUUCCCUCUCCCAUACCCAGCCCUUCCCCACACCCUGCAAGACACAUCAGAAUUGUCUAACAGAGUUUACAAUUGCCUAUACGUUGCAAGGGCUUCUUCUUUCAGUGCAAAAUGCCACCAGCAAAUUAUAAUUUUCAUGAAACUGUUGCCUCCUCUUUACUACAGCAAGAAGUACUCUGCACAAUGUACGAUUGAACUGUUUAUAACAAUCUCCAGUCUCUUUAAAAGAAACUGAGAAUUAACUGAAGUUGGUUUUAAACACAGUCAUUGGCAGUUUAAAAAAUAUAGCUUAUUCCACAACUUUCAGCUAAAUGUUUUCAGUCUUCAGGAGGCAAAAACUGCAUAAAAAUCAAAGCAAGAUAAACGUGGAUUCAUCAGCAACUUUUUAAUACUGAAUAACUGUCACUAUCUUGUCUUUUCUAUCAAAUUGUGAAUUUCUUUCUGGUUUAAAAGAAACCUUUCCAACAUCUAGAAAUUCUUUUUUUAAAGAAUUGCAUUAUUUGCAUGUGAAGAAGCUUUUUAGUGUUCCUUAGGGUUUUAUUUAACAUGUUUUCCUUUUAAAAGUAGUUUGACUUGAAGUAUUUCUUGAAGUAUUUAGGCUCCACGUGAAAGGAGAUUCUGCUUGUUAUGGAACCACUUACAAUUUAUGAAGAGAUGGUUGUUUCAGCAACUACUGGGAGCAUCAUUCCUGGAAGCAGUCUUAUCGUUGUGUAAAACACAAUUGUACAAAGCUCUGAAACGUCUUCUGUGGUAGAGAUUCAUUACUACCAUUUUUCAUGGUUCACUGUUGAAUCUCCCUUGGAGAUAACCUGAAAUCUUAAGGUUCUUUGUGACAUCUUGUAUAGCUAGAUAGAAAUCUCACUAAUGGGAACACUCAGCCUCUCCCGCCCCCCUCCCUUCAGAGACAUUUUCCAAAAUGUGAAGUUAGUUGCAAAUUGUUUCAAGGCAACUGGACAAACAACGGUCCCUAACUAGGUUUGCAAUGGAUUUUGAAACAUGUAGCAUGACUCUGAAGGAUUAGGAUUCUGUUUUAUAUAUAAAUAAUAGACUUUAAUACUACAUAUUUAGAAAACCAUUAUUAAUAUUAAAAGUAGCAAAAUGCCAUUGAACUAGAAUGCAUUAGACUUGCAGCAACAAUUGGCAGCCCUAUGGAAACUAAUUUUUCUAUUUGCAUCAGAUUUCUGAAAGUAGAAAGGGCCUGGCAAUGUAAGCAUAGUGGCUAAUGCCUAGUUGAAAUAGGUGACGUUUGUAAAGCAAAAGCGAUAAACAGAAAAUCAAUUUCUAAAGUGUGUGUGUGUGUGUUUAAUCCUUGAUUGUGGCAACACUUAAAGACUUCUUUUUGCUGAGACUGGUAACAUCUGGGGUACUUGUAUUGCUUGCAGCUAUGUAUUUAUUUUCCAGUGUGGUUAUUGGAAUGGUUUUGAGGUGAAUUAAACAGUAAGGAUUUUUUAAAAGAAAAUCAAACUAUAGCAAACCCAGGUGAUGCUAAUAGUCUGAUUUCUUAUCAAUGCUGAUUAUUGUAUUUUCUUUUGCAAAAAAAAGGAAUGUGAAAAUAUAUAUGAAAUCGGGAACAUGUUUGUUAACAAAAUAAAGCUUCAUGCCUUUCCAAAUUACAUGAUUACACAGCAUUCUGCUGGCCAAUAUAGUAAUUUAUCUACAUGCUUGUGACUACACACCUUUGCUGAUAACUUCAGAAUAAUGGCGAGAUUAUAAUUACCAGUGGAAAAAUCCCAUUGAGCUUUGAAUAUCUUAUCACUGUUGAGCUUGUUGCUGUGCAAUGAUACAAAACAGUAUUUCUUGAGAAACGGCAUAAGCUUGGAAUGGAAGACCAUGACUUUUUGUUAUGCUGUGAAAUGGACCAGAUUGUUAUAUAAUUUGAAUAGGGGCAUCUACUAUAAAGCUUUGUUUAAGACAAACCUUGUUAAAAAGCUUUAUCCCUGUUUACAGUUUGGGGUAGAAAUGCAGGCCUUGUUUCCUUAUGUUAAGUGGAAGAGAGGGAACUGUCUUGAAAUAUUUGUACAUAGGAUCAAGCAGUGCAUAAACUCGCACAUUAAAGAAAACAGACUGAACUGCAGUGAAAAAAAACCCUUACUGCUAAAAAGUGAAAACUGAAAUAUUCUGGAGAUCACUUUUUCCCAAAAAAGAUAUAUUGCUGACAUUAUUGGACGUAACUGAGCCAAAGUGAUUAUGCAUUCUUCAUAUUUAGUUAGCACUUUGUAACAUUAUUAUAUACAGUUUACAGUACAUGUAUAAGUUGUAGCUAUAAACAUUUUGUGCCAUUAAAGCUGUCACAAAAACUGA
Messenger RNA from Eublepharis macularius, 3283 nucleotides. It is a transcript of the gene BNIP3L, whose product is annotated as BCL2 interacting protein 3 like. The record is from RefSeq and is a predicted model, not a curated record. Gene Ontology annotation, cellular component: mitochondrial envelope; nucleus; mitochondrial outer membrane. The transcript has 6 exons. NCBI's taxonomy places the organism in Eukaryota, Metazoa, Chordata, Lepidosauria, Squamata, Eublepharidae. Gene Ontology annotation, biological process: mitochondrial outer membrane permeabilization; defense response to virus; positive regulation of apoptotic process. The coding region runs from base 154 to 795 and encodes 213 amino acids.